Molecule: messenger RNA, 252 nt
Organism: Penicillium maclennaniae
Lineage: Eukaryota; Fungi; Ascomycota; Eurotiomycetes; Eurotiales; Aspergillaceae
Exons: 3
Coding region: 1-252 (83 amino acids)
Source: RefSeq, a predicted model, not a curated record
AUGUUCAACUUCAACCUCUUCAAGUCCUCCACCGAGGCUGAGACUGCCAACGAGAACAGCUGGAACUCCAACACUAUUGCUAUGCAGCAGCCUACCAGUCCUGCCGCUCCUUCUACCAACCAGGUGGUCUCCGAGCAGCCCGCUGGUCAGGAGCAGAUGCAGAUGCAGCUGCGUGGUGGCGGUGGCGGCGGCUUGUGUUGCGGAAUUUGCGCCGGCCUUGCCUGCUUCGAAUGCUGUGAGAUCUGCUGCUAA